AUGCGAAAAGAGUUCGCCAAGCUCAACAAUCUCGUCGACCUCCCCCAUCAACACGCACACCUCCUCCUCCAACAGUGCUUACAGCAAAACAUCCGCCACCUCCAACGCAGUCUCAAGACCGACGACUUUGGCGAGGAAUGGAAGAAGAUGGACGAGCGGUUGUGGCAAGAGGUUCAGAGGUUGCGGAUGAGGCAGAGGGAGAAUGCGCCAGAGGAUGAGGAGAAGGGGAGGUUGUUGUCAAGCCUACCGGCUAGGUUUGGAGGAUUGGGGCUUCUAUCGUUUAACAAAAUUGCACCGUUGGCUUACAAGUCAGCGCAGGAAGCCUCCGACUCCUUUCUCGCCAAGAUCGACCUCAUCCAUCUCCUCGACCCUCCCCCCACCCCCACCCCCCAACGCGUACGGUGUGCGAAGCUGUGGUCCGAGCAGCUGUCUUCUUUCAUGGAGGCGGCGACCCAGCCCGAGCGAAAGCACUUGGUCGAAAACGCGUCGAAGCUCGGACGGUCUUGGCUCCGCCAGAUCCCCUACUUCGAACUCCUCCGUCUUUCCAACCACGAGGUCGCCGCCGGCCUCCACUACCGACUCCUCACCCCCGCCUGUUCCCCCGUCUGCUCCGCCUGCGCCAACGAGUCUGACCUCGGUCACGACGAAGUCUGCCGCCUGCGCGAGACAUGGUCUAUCCGCCGACACGACUCGAUCAACCGAGUAUUCCAAUCCUACCUCUCCCGUGUCGCCGGCGCCGUCGUCUCUCUCGAACCAUCUACCCAAGAAGGGCGAAGGAGGAAUGAUCUGAGGGUACGAGGAGGAGGAGGUGCGCUUCGGAACGCCGACUAUGACUUGAAGGUCUACGGUCUCGAGGAUAAGCACAUGUACGUGGUGGACGGUAGAGGGAAGCCAAGCGGGAUGGAGUGGUUGGAUUGGGUGCAGGGACGCAUCGUGGCGUGGCUGUCGAAGAGGGAUGAGGAGGUGGUCAAGAAGGCGCCGAGGAUCUACGGGGGGGCGUUCCGCCCCCUUGUUCUUUCUGCGGGUGGUCUGAUGAGCGAGGCGACGGCGGUGGAACUUAGGAGCUGGAGGAAGGGAAUGGAGCGAGAGGUGUGGCAGGGGAUGCAGAGUAGGGUGGGGAUCGAGUUGGUGAAGGCGAGAGCGAGGACGCUGUGGAUGUGA
Molecule: messenger RNA, 1161 nt
Organism: Cryptococcus wingfieldii CBS 7118
Lineage: Eukaryota; Fungi; Basidiomycota; Tremellomycetes; Tremellales; Cryptococcaceae
Exons: 1
Coding region: 1-1161 (386 amino acids)
Source: RefSeq, a predicted model, not a curated record